This is a messenger RNA of Monosiga brevicollis MX1, 1295 nucleotides long. RefSeq lists its product as uncharacterized. The record is from RefSeq and is a predicted model, not a curated record. Gene Ontology annotation, molecular function: nucleoside diphosphate kinase activity. Gene Ontology annotation, biological process: GTP biosynthetic process; CTP biosynthetic process; UTP biosynthetic process. Bases 17 to 475 code for a protein of 152 amino acids. Lineage: Eukaryota; Choanoflagellata; Craspedida; Salpingoecidae. The transcript is spliced from 4 exons.
GCUUCAGACCGCAGCCAUGGCCCCCCGUGAGCGUACCUACAUCAUGAUCAAGCCCGAUGGCGUUCAGCGCGGUCUGGUCGGCGAGAUUGUCGCCCGCUUCGAGAAGAAGGGCUUCAAGCUCUGCGCUCUCAAGCUGAAGCAGGCCACCGAGGAGCUCCUCGAGCAGCACUACGCUGACCUCAAGGGCAAGAAGUUCUUCCCUGGACUCGUCUCGUACAUGGCCUCGGGCCCCGUUGUCUGCAUGGUCUGGGAGGGCACCAACGUCGUCAAGUCUGGCCGCAAGCUCCUCGGCGAGACCCGCCCCGAUGACUCUCUGCCCGGCACCAUCCGUGGUGACUUCUGCAUUGAGGUUGGCCGCAACAUCUGCCACGGCAGCGACUCCGUCGAGUCAGCCGAGAAGGAGAUUGCCCUCUGGUUCGGUGAGGGUGAGGUCGCCGAGUGGACUCAGGUCACCGAGUCCUGGAUCUACGAGUAAGCACUAGGGUUUCGACCAUGUGUUUUUUUGCAAUCCAAACCUAGGGGCUACUUUUGCCCUACAUUACCCCUACUUUUGUUUCCCUGUUGAGAUGGCCCGAUCGCUGUCUUGAUUGUAAAUUCAUCGAGCCUGCCAACGUACGCCUGCCUGUUUGAGCCCGGCUGUGUGAUGGGGGUACCAGAUGAUGAAGGCCUGAUGCCUUGCUGUGACAGCUUUGGCUAAAUUGAUUUUAUCCCAACCCACCCGAUUUCGCAUCGUACCGUCAUCAGGCAGGCAUUUCAUGUAAAAUAUUAUUAAAACAGCCAGCACACACAUUGGUCGUCCGACUCGUUGUACCCGCGUCAACGCCUCGUGCGUUUGCAACACGCGCAGCGUGCAAAAGGGGGCGGGACCUUGCAGAGGCCGACAUGCUCGUGUGGUCUCAGGCCAGAUGGUGCUCAGCCAGGGUGCAGAGAGUGACCCCGAGCAUGAUGAGGGCAACCCCGAGAACUUGCAGGGGUUGAAGCGAUGCCUCGCCGAGCCAGUGGCCCACCACGCCCGUCACACCAAACGUUAGGCUGUUGGUCAGAGGAGCUGCCACAGACAAAGGCAGAUGGCGAAGUCCCGCUGCAAAAAACACCGAGCCGCAUUGGUUGAUUCCGAUCGGCACCUGAACCCAUCCGCCAGGGUGCGCCAAUUGCCAAAGGUGUUUCGCAGGGUAUUCCAGACGCCAGCCGCGCGGGUGUGCUGCGAAUGAUCUUGCGCCCCACGCUUGAUGAGCGGGUUGGUCCCGCCCCAGCACAACGCCGCCACCAUCACACAGAGGUACCCGAACAUGACG